Molecule: messenger RNA, 1169 nt
Organism: Cryphonectria parasitica EP155
Lineage: Eukaryota; Fungi; Ascomycota; Sordariomycetes; Diaporthales; Cryphonectriaceae
Exons: 3
Coding region: 29-880 (283 amino acids)
Cellular component (GO): nucleus
Source: RefSeq, a predicted model, not a curated record
GAAUACCGCUGGAGGUCUCUCCGUGCACAUGAACCAGGUCCAUAAGGAAUCGCUGUCCCACGUCGAAAAUGCCCUGCCUAACCGACAAGCGCUGGAUGUGGAGAUCUUUGGAAUGGAGGGCUUGCCUGAAGAAGUCAGGAAGCAACACGAGGAGCGCAUCGUGAAAAACUACUUUGAUGCCCAGAGAGAGCGAUUCGAGGCUACUGGAAACCCGCCACCUGGUGAAGGCCGACCCUCGAAAAAGAUCAAGAUCGAGGCACCCGAGGAUUUGAAGAAGAGGUUUGCCGAAUUCAGGGCGAGGAAAGCCGCUGUCAAAGCGACCGGUGCCAGCGCCGCUCCAGGUCCCGUGCCGGGCAAUGCACAAAGCCCCGGCCAGACUGGCAGCCCAGGUACAUUCAACUCUCCCUUCAAUCCACCUUCGGCAUAUGGCCAACCAGGCUACCCGAACUACCCAGCGAAUGGCGCUCCCCCUCCAGCCGGCUACAACCAAUACGCUCCGUCCAACCUUCCCGCACGACCUCCCUCUCUCCCGACCGCGCCAAACCUGCCCCAGCGACCUGGCUAUCCAGCAAAUUACUAUCCCGGCCAAGCCCCACCCGCAGGCUACCCGGCUGGCGGAGGCGCAUCAACGGUGGACGAGCUCGUGGCUGGUGGAGUACGCCAGGGAGACGAUAUCGACAAGCUCAUCCGUAUGGCGGAGGCCGGCAUCAAGCCCGCCAAGACACCUACGGACGGUGCUGCUGCUGCUCCUCCUGCAGAGGGCGCCGAGAAGAAGUCGAAGAAGGAGAAGGGUCGCAUGAUAUAUGCCGAUACGGAUUUCAGUCCUGAAGAGAAGAUGGCCAUGAUGCCCAGGUACCAGUGGCAGUCCUUGGAGGCAUAACGCGCAGCAGGUCCUCUGCUGGGAGGCAAAGAAGGCAGAGGGAGAGAGGCAGAACUGCCACAAAGGUAGAGCAAGAUGGUGCAGAUCCCUACUGGCAAAGCCCCAGAGGCAGGCAGUCUGAAGAGGAUGCUCCUUCAAAAGCCGUGACGGCUUUCCAGGUUGUCCAUCCUCUGAGGCGGGCGCACGGGACUCGACGAAUCAGCUAGGCAGACCUGUGUACCAGCUGUUGGAUGAAGCAGAGCUUCUAGCGGAAUUCUAUCUGAAACUUUCGCUCAUUGCAGCUACGAGC